ACCCUCUCUCUUUCUUUCCCCUUUAUACCCUUCUUUCUCUUGUCUUCUCACUCUCUCUGUUUCUUAAUUUCUUCACACCACACUUUACAAAUUCGAAUUUUCAUAUUUCUUUUUUAUUAAUAUUUAAAUUUCUUUCCGUUACGGUGGUUACGAUGGUAAGAGACGAUUUAUGCAUCACCGUUCCGAGUUUAUUCCGGUGUCCUAUUUCCCUCGAUGUCAUGAAAUCUCCGGUGAGUCUCUGCACCGGAGUUACCUACGACCGUUCAAGUAUCCAACGCUGGCUCGAUAACGGUAACAACACUUGUCCAGCUACUAUGCAGAUUCUUCAAACAAAGGAUUUCGUUCCGAACCGGACGUUACAGAGGCUCAUCCAGAUCUGGUCCGAUUCGGUUCGCCACCGAGUCGACUCGCCGGAAUCUCCGUUAUCCACCGAGUCGGUUGAUAGACGUGAUCAAUUAAUUGUUGCUAUCACUGAUUUUGAGUCAGGCAGUGAGAACCAGUUCGAUUCGCUUGUGAAAAUCGUACGGUUCGCGAAAGAUUCUGAAGAGAAUUGUGUUUUUCUGGCCAAAACGGAGGGAUUCGUGUGCGUUCUGGUAAGUUUUCUUGAUAAUGUUGAUGGUGGAGUUGAAAGGAGUGUGGAAUUGCUUGAACAGGUUGUUAUUGCGUUGGAUUUGGUUCUAUGUAAAAUUGAGAAUCGCGAAUCGAUUUUGAAGAGCAAGAAGGAGAACGAAAGUAAGAGUAUACUAGAUUCUUUGCUUCUUGUUCUUCAACAAGGAAGUUGCGAAUCAAAAAUUGCUUCGGUUAGGGUGUUGAAAUUCAUAGCGGUGGACGCAGAAUCGAAGCUUCUAGUAGCUGAAAAAGAAGGUUUACUAUCAGAAUUGCUCAAUCAAAUCACGCCGAAGAAAGAUCAGAACCUAAUGGAGAACGCACUUUCGUGUUUGGUAGCAAUCUCAACGCCGAAACGGAACAAGGCGAAACUGGUUCAUCUCGGAGCAGUGAAGGUCUUCUCGAACCUUCUAACCGCGUCACCUAGUUUGUGUGUUUCUGUGACGGAGAAGGUGUUGAAACUUCUAGAAACGGUGUCGUCGACGAAGGAGGGGAGGUCGGAGAUAUGUGAAGCGCCGUCGUGUGUGGUGGCGAUAGUGAACAAAGUAUUGAAAGUAUCCACCGUAGCGACGGAGCACGCGGUUACAAUACUAUGGAGUGUGUGUUAUUUAUUUCGUGAUCAAAAGGCGCAAGAAGCUGUUACGAAAGCGAAUGGAUUAACGAAGAUUUUGCUUCUGAUGCAAAGUAAUUGUUCGCCACAAGUUCGUCAAAUGUCUGUAGAUUUGCUUAAGAUUUUUCGUGUUAAUUCUAAGUCUUGUCUUUCUUCGUAUGAUACCAAAACUACUCAUAUUAUGCCAUUUUGAUUUUUAUUAAUUUUGUAAAUUGAAAGAAAAUUUUGUUAGUGAAUAGAGAAAAUUGAUAUUAAUGUUUAG
Molecule: messenger RNA, 1478 nt
Organism: Medicago truncatula (barrel medic)
Lineage: Eukaryota; Viridiplantae; Streptophyta; Magnoliopsida; Fabales; Fabaceae
Product: U-box domain-containing protein 27
Exons: 1
Coding region: 153-1409 (418 amino acids)
Biological process (GO): protein ubiquitination
Molecular function (GO): ubiquitin protein ligase activity
Source: RefSeq, a predicted model, not a curated record